Molecule: messenger RNA, 2552 nt
Organism: Otolemur garnettii (small-eared galago)
Lineage: Eukaryota; Metazoa; Chordata; Mammalia; Primates; Galagidae
Gene: IFIT2
Product: interferon induced protein with tetratricopeptide repeats 2
Exons: 3
Coding region: 170-1588 (472 amino acids)
Biological process (GO): defense response to virus
Cellular component (GO): cytosol
Molecular function (GO): protein binding
Source: RefSeq, a predicted model, not a curated record
UGCAGCCCUGCGGCCUGUCACCAGAAGCUACAGGGAAACAAAAAGGAACCAGAAGCUGCUUGUGUAUAUAAGUCUCCGUAGCAUUUACCCGGAGCAGAGGAGGGAGAUUUCUAAAGAGCAGGCAGCCUGAAUCCAGCUCUUCAGAGCCGCUGAGAAUUGCACGGCAACCAUGAGUGAGACCACUGAGAGUUCCUUAGAGAGCAGCCUACAGCAACUGAAAUGCCAUUUCACCUGGAACAUGUUAGAGGGAGAAAACUCCCUGGAUGAUUUUGAGGACAAAGUGUUUCACCGGUCCGAGUUUCAGAACAGUGAAUUCAAAGCGACACUGUACAACAUACAGGCCUACGUGAAGUACUGCAGAGGCCAGAGCGAAGCAGCCCUCGAAUGCUUACGGCGAGCUGAAGGCUGCAUCCAGCGAGAGCACGCUGGCCAGGCAGAAAUCCGAAGCCUGGUGACCUGGGGAAACUACGCCUGGGUCUACCAUCACAUGGGCCGACUCUCAGAAGCUCAGCUGUAUGUGGAGAAGGUGAAGCACGUCUGUGAGAAGUUUUCCAGUCCCUAUAGAAUUGAGAGUCCUGAGCUUGACUGUGAGGAAGCGUGGACACGGCUCAAGUGUGGAGGAAAGCAAAACGAAAGGGCAAAGAUGUGUUUUGAGAAGGCUCUGGAAAAAAACCCAAAGAACCCAGAAUUCACCUGCGGACUGGCGAUCGUCAACUAUCGUCUACAUAACUGGCCGCCCUCUCAGAACUCCAUUGACCCUCUGAGGCAAGCCAUUCGGCUGAAUCCUGACAACCAGUAUGUCAAAGUCCUCCUGGCUCUGAAACUUCACCAGGUGAAUGAAGAAGAUGAAGGAGAGAGGUUAGUUGAAGAAGCCUUGGCAAAAUCCCCAAGGCCAACAGAUGUACUUCGCAGUGCCGCAAAGCUUUAUCGAAGAAAAAAUGACCCAGACCGAGCCAUCCAACUGCUGAGAGAGGCUUUAGAAUACAUGCCAGGCAAUGCCUAUGUGCAUUGCCACAUUGGGUGCUGCUAUAGGUCAAAAGUCCUUGAAAAAAUGAAAGAAAGAAAGUACAGAAUGUUUGGGGAAAGAGAGGAGUUGCUGGAACUAGUAGGACAAGCUGUGGCUCAUUUGAAAAUAGCUGAUGAGAUCAACGAAAAUCUCUUUCAUGUCUGUUCCUUCCUUGCCACCCUCCACGCUAUAGCGGGUCAGUAUGAAGAAGCAGAGUAUUACUUCCAGAAAGAAUUCAGCAAAGACCUUACUCCUGUUGCCAAACAAGUGCUCCAUUUGCAGUAUGGCAACUUUCAGCUGUUUCAGCUGAGGUGUGAAGACAAGGCCAUCCACCACUUUAUAGAAGGUGUGAAAAUAAACCAGCAAUCAAAAGAGAAAGAAAAGAUCAAAAACAAGCUCCAAAAAAUGGCCCAAAUGCGGCUUUCCAAAAACAAAGCUGAUUCUAAGGCUCUGCAUAUCCUGGCAGUCCUUCAGGAGCUGAAUGAAAAAAUGCAACCACCAAAUGAAGACUCUGAGAGGGAUUUGGACUCUGGAACCUUCAGACUUGCAGCAUCUUCAGCUGAGCCAGGGAAUGAGGAAUAGAGACAUAAUGCCCAUAGGGUUACUGCUGAAAGGGAGCUGAAACUCAUCCACCAAAUCAGUAUUCCAAAUAUUUCACUGGUGAUAUGGCCUAUGCAUAGAUUAAGACACUGACCAUAGCCCUAGAUCAGGGUGAUGGGGAAACCUGCUGUGCCAGGCACUAACACCUGAGUUGCUGGAUCAUGGGGAAGUCCAGGGAGUUCUGGGAGAGGGACCAGAUUGCAGGGUAGGUCCAGGGGCCUGGUGAUGGGGUUAUUUCCCAGUUGAUCCCUUGAGUGCAGUUUGCACUGUAACGUUACCUCUGUCAUCUUUGGUGGGGUGAUGCCUUGGGCUUGUAUCUGUGUUUAUAGAAACCAGCCAGAUUCUUCACGUGUAAUACUGAGGUCCACUUUUGUAUAUUUUUCCAUCCUUGGAGUCAUUUUAGAUCCCAUAGAGGUUGAUCCUGCACAGACACAAUUUUCACCACACAAUUAAAUAAUUUUUUUUUAUAAGAUGGAGACUUGCUGUGUUCAAAAGGCUUCAGGUGGUAAAAAACAGACAGAAUGGGAGAAUAUCUUGGUGAUGAAGGGCCCAAUGAAAGGUUCUGAGACAUGCCAUUGAUCAUAUAUGGUGGGAAAUUUGUGGUAUCCUUGGGACAGUGGGGUUUUCUAAGUAGAUACUGAAUGGCCUAAAUAUCAAGGUUGGUUGAACCAAAAUAGUCAGCUGACCCAGCAUGAGACCUUCAGCCAUGCUCUGGCCUGGAAAAUGUUUGCCUGUUGAAACUACUUUACAUAUAAGUGCAUAUCAACAUUCUUUUAUUAAGCAAUUCAAACACAGAAGGUCAAUUUAAUUAAAAAUUGUAAUUAGUGUAACAAUGGCUUUCAUGGUUUUUUUUGGUAUUAAAAUAUUGUCUGCAUUUGAGACCAUCUGGGUACAUGGUUUGAAUUUCUGAAUAAGUCAUGUAUUUCACUAAUAAAUAACUUAAAUG